Molecule: messenger RNA, 1049 nt
Organism: Lipotes vexillifer (Yangtze River dolphin)
Lineage: Eukaryota; Metazoa; Chordata; Mammalia; Artiodactyla; Lipotidae
Gene: MRPL39
Product: mitochondrial ribosomal protein L39
Exons: 10
Coding region: 10-1017 (335 amino acids)
Cellular component (GO): mitochondrion
Molecular function (GO): RNA binding; nucleotide binding
Source: RefSeq, a predicted model, not a curated record
GAGGAGGCAAUGGCCGUGGGAGUCUGGGGCUUGCGGCUCUGGCGGGCCGCCCCCGGCGGCGGGGCUGGCUGGAGAUUUAUAGCAACAUCACCUGCUUCUCAGCUGUCACCGACCGAACUGACAGAAAUGCAGAAUGAUCUCUUUAACAAAGAGAAAAACAGGCAGCUAUCAUUAACUCCCCGAACUGAGAAGAUUGAAGUUAAGCACGUUGGGAAAGCUGACCCUGGCACUGUCUUUGUCAUGAAUAAAAACAUUUCAACUCCUUAUAGCUGUGCCAUGCAUUUAAGUGAGUGGUACUGCAGGAAGUCCAUUCUGGCUCUUGUGGACGGACAGCCUUGGGACAUGUAUAAGCCUUUGACCAAGUCAUGUGAAAUUAAAUUUCUUACUUUCAAAGAUGAUGAUCCGGGAGAAGUCAAUAAGGCUUAUUGGCGUUCUUGUGCCAUGAUGAUGGGCUGCGUGAUAGAGAGGGCAUUCAAAGAUGAAUAUGCGGUCAGUUUGGUCAGAGCUCCAGAAGUUCCAGUAAUCACUGGAGCCUUCUGCUAUGAUGUAGUUUUGGAUAAGAGACUUGAUGAGUGGAUGCCAACAAAAGAGAACCUAUGUUCCUUCACAAAAGAAGUUCGUACUUUAAUUUAUAAAGAUCUUCCAUUUGAAACUCUGGAAGUUGAAGCAAAAGUGGCGUUAGAAAUAUUUCAACACAAUAAGUACAAAUUAGAUUUCAUAGAAGAGAAGGCAUCUCAGAACCCUGAGAGAAUAGUCAAGCUACACAGAUUUGGUGACUUCAUUGAUGUGAGUGAGGGCCCUCUUAUUCCAAGAACAAGUAUUUGUUUCCAGUACGAAGUGUCAGCGGUUCAUAAUCUUCAAGCCACCCAGUCGAGUCUUGUACGAAGAUUCCAGGGUCUCUCUUUACCUGUGCACUUAAGAGCACAUUUUACGAUAUGGAAUAAACUAUUGGAAAGGUCUCGGAAAAUGGUACCUGAAGAUCAAACUCAGCCUACAGAGGAAAGUGCAUCUGCCUAGUAACUUCCUCAAAUUUAGAUAUGUAUAGUAAA